AUGGACGAGAUCGAGGAGCUUAAAGCCAUCCUUAGAGAGCGCAAGGCACUAGAGAAAGAACUAGACGAAGCCGAAGAGGAAGCGAGACAAGCCGCUGCCGCUGCUGCUGCUGCAGGAGGAGGGGGAGGACCGGGAGGAGCGGGAGGAGCGGGAGGAUCAGCGGAGAUUGGGGAAGACGGGUUGACCGCGGAGCAGCGUGCGGAGCGGAAGGCGGAGAAGCUGCGGGAGCUGCUGGCGAAGCGCGCGCAGGAGCAGGCGGAGAAGCGGCGCGAGGCGGCGGAGCUGUUCGCGUUCGGGCAGCAGGCGUACGGGCGCGGCGUGUACGACAAGAGCGUGGCGAUCCUCGAGCAGGCUCUGGGAAACGUAGAGUUCACGUCGAAGCUUGCUGGCGAGAUCCAACUCUGGCUGGCAAUGGCGUAUGACGCUAAUGGGCAACGCCCAGAGUGUCUCGCUCUGUACCGCAAGCUGGAGAGCAACCACCCCAUGCCCGCCAUUCGCAACCAGGCCGCUAACAUGCGGUACAUUGCAGAGGCGCCCAAGCUGAAGCUGUCCCCCGAUGAGAUCCUCAAAGUGCCCAUACUCGACAAGGAUAACAACAGCUCUGGGCGCACGUGGAGUCAGAUGGUGACAGAGAGACGGCCCAAGCGUAUCAAGAAGCUCAAAAACUCAGGGUCGAGGGACUAUAUGGAUGACCUUAUGUCGUUCAAGCCACCCAGAUUACCGGUGUGUAUGGAUGAGAUAUCUUGCUCCGCCGGUAUACGUUCGGAUGAUGCAACAGAUUCGCCGACGCAGAAUCAGCAGUCCGAGCUGGUUCGGCAGCAGCUUCGGUGCCGAGGCUUGGAGCAGUUUCGCGUAGGUCGAGUGUCCUCGGUAUACGUGGUCCCUGAGUACCUUACAAAGCAGGAAGAGCAACUGCUGAUGUCACAGGUUGCGUCAGCACCAGUCACGAAGUGGAAGAAUGUCACUGGUAGAAGAUUGCAGAACUGGGGCGGCGUGGUGCAUGAUAAGGGGCUCAUAGCUCAACCGUUGCCGCAGUGGCUACAGAGCUUCACAUCUCGCCUCUCUGCUGAGCUCAACAGCGUCUUCCCCUCCCCCAUCAACCACGUGCUCGUGAAUGAGUACCAGGAAGGACAGGGCAUCAUGCCACACCAGGACGGCCCAGCAUACUUCCCCUGUGUGGCCAUACUCUCUCUCGGCCUGCCUGGAACCAUGGCGUUUUCUCCGCACCAGAGGCUGCUGGAAGGCAGCAGGGAGGGCAGCCGAGAGUGCAUCCGAGAGAGCAGCGAGGGUGCUUGUGAGGAGGCUUUGGCUUCAAAGCACACGCAGCACCGACAGCUUCUGGAGAGCAGCAGAGACGAGCGAUUUGGUGGGGCCGAGAUGGCAGGAGAUGGGGGGGAUGAAACAGGACGAGAAGGGGCAGGCGCACGGGGAUUGUCCGGGGAUGCAGUGGUGAUGAGGGAGCGUGUGGUUCUACCUCCUCGCAGCCUUCUUGUGUUCAAGGAUCAAGCGUACACAGAUUACCUUCAUGCGGCUACAGCCUUGACGUCAAGCGAAGCUGUUCCAGCUGAAUUUCCUUCAUUAAGCAAUCCCGUCCGCAUAUCUUUGACAUGUAGAUUCGUGCCUCGUACCAUGAAAGCCAUUUUCAAGAUGAGGUUCAAGGAUCCGACCAAUGACACGUCUGGUUUGGCGCGCUACCUGGCUGCUGUGAGCAUUCUCUUCGACCCGGCAUUUUCCAAGCAGGAGGUGCUCUCCAUCGCAGUCACCUCCGACAAAUCAGUCACUGCCACGUGGCGGCUUGGCGGGUACCUCAAGUUCCCUUGGCAGCCCAGGGUCGAGCCAUUUACAGGUUCCACUGUAUACGAGCUGGACGACGACAACCAAGUGGCGGUGCACAAUGAGACGUGGAGCAUAUCGCCAAUCACUGCACUUAUUGAAACCUUCACGCCUACAUUUGGCCCCAAACAACUACACGGGGCAGCUAUGUCGAAGCAGCCGUCUGCAGCGCUGCCGCCGUACCCGGAUCGUUUCUACAUCGCGGCGCGGUACGCGGCGAUCCCGGGGACGGUGGACAUUCCCGAGGGCGCGGGUAACUCCACGCAGUACUCGGACCUCACGUGCCUCGCGCUCUACUCGCUCUACCAGCAGGCUGUGCAUGGACCAUGCACCAAGCCCAAGCCGUGGGCGUGGAACAUAGUGGAGCUUGCCAAAUGGCAAAGUUGGACGGAGCUGGGUAAGAUGGCGCCAGUAGAGGCCAUGCGGCUGUUUGUGCGGGCGCUCGAGGAGGAGGAUCCGAAUUGGUGGACCAACGCACAACUAUUGGAAGCUACUGACCCGCUUGCAGCAGCAGCAGCAGCAGUCCCAGAGGGGUAUGGCAGGGGGGGCUAUCCAGACGCGUAUGCUGCUGAGGGUUUCCCUGCCAUGAACGGCGUUGCCUUCCCCCGCGGCCCACCUGUGGUGGAGGACAUGGGGGUGAUGGCAGUGCUGCGCUCCCACGACUGCAUCAACAAGUGGGUCGCUGCUCCCGUCACUGGAAGGAAACCAUCUGCCAGAUAUCAGCACGCAGCAGAGAUUUUGGACGGAAGAAUGUAUGUGGUGGGGGGGAACAGGGCCCGGUUCACCAGUGACGUGCAUGUCUUGGACCUCGCCUCCCUCGCCUGGUCUAAAAUGGAGCUCUCCUCGCCUGCUAAUGCCCUUCCCCCAUGCGCUGGGCACAGUUUGGUCAUUCUAGACGAGGUGACUCUGCUGUGCAUAGGAGGGUUCUUCAAGGAUGGUUCAGAGAAGAUGAUAGUACGGGCGUUGGAUGUGAACACCAAGAUGUGGCGAGUGAUGAAGACGCGCGGCCAAAUACCUUGUGCGCGGGGAGGCCACAGCACGGCCAAGGUGGGGUCGACGGUGUGGGUGUUUGGAGGGGAGGACAGCAAGAGGCGCCUGCUCAACGACGUGUACAGCCUGGACCUUACGACCUUCGUGUGGGACAAGCUGGACACCACAGGGACGCCCCCCCUGCCCAGGGCGGGACACACGGCAAUGGUAUACAACGAGCACUACUUGACCAUCUUCGGGGGCGGCUCCCACUCCAUGUGCUUCAACGACGUGCAUGUGCUUGACCUAGAUGCGGCCGAGUGGUCCCUAGCAGAGACGUAUGGCAAGGUGCCUUCCCCUCGUGCUGGCUUAGUAGGCGUGGCGUUUGGGAGCCUGUGGUUCAUCAUGGGGGGAGGGGACAACCAUGGAGGGGUAUCUGAGACGAUGCUGCUGGACUUGGACUCGCUGGUGUGGUCUGUGGUUACCACGUCGCUUGAGAAGACGCCCUUGGCAUCAGAGGGUCUUUCGGUGGUGCCUGUGGGGACAUCGCUCGCUCCGGCAGCAGGUUCGGCAGCAGGUUCGGCAGCACCAGCCUCUCUUCCCGCUGGCGCCGCUGCUGCUCUUGGCCCCACCCCUUCCGCUCCUGCUGCUCUCCCCCCUGUGGCACCCACUACUGGAAUCCCCCCUGCUGCUGCUGCUGCUGCUGCUGCUGCUGCUGGGGGCAAGCAGAUGGUCCGGGCAGGAUCUGCGUCCAAUAUCAUCGGUGCCGCCCCUUCAGGUGGAAUCCCAGGUGGAAUCUCAGGUGGAAUUCCAGGUGCUGUUGCUGUUGCGAUACCUGGGCACGGGCCGCCGUUGCCAGCAGGAGCGGGGGCGGGGGCGAUGGUGGGGGUGGGGGAGGAGGGGGAGCUGUCCCCCACGUCGAGGGAUGCUGUGCUGCUGGCACAGCUGGAGGAGGCAGAGGCAGCCGCGUCCAGAGCAGAGAAGGUGGCUCUCAAUGCGCGGGCUGAAGCAAGCCAAACUGCUGCAGAGGCACGGGCGGAUGCAUGGGCUGCCAUUGCCAAGGCACAGAUGGAGGUGGAUUUGUUAAAGCAGCAGCUAGCAACGGCAGUGAAGGCGAAGCAGCAGGCAGAGGACGAGAUGGCGGAGGGGCAGGCCAAGGUGGUGGCGGCGCAGGCUGCUGCUGCCAGUGCCCAGGCUGAGGCGGGGCAAAUCAAGAAAGACCUCAACGAAUGCAGAGUAAAGGUGCAUGAGCUAGAGGCGGAGCUGGCGAAGAAGUCAGGCGCGGAUGGGGGGAUGGCGACACUGCAAAAAGACUACGCUGCUCUCAAGAACGCCCUGGCAGAUAUGGAACAGGAGCUGACCACUGCUCGGACAACUCUGGCUACGGAACAGGCGCGGUGCUUUAGGCUCGAAGUGGAGGUGGCGGAGUAUCGGCAGCGGCUUGCAGGCAUGGCGGACCUGGAGAGGGAGGUGGAGCUGCUGCAGAGGCAGCAGGCUGCUGCUGAUGCCAUGGCUGCUGCUGCUGCUGGCAAGAAGGGGUGGUGGGGAGGGGGCAGGUGA
Molecule: messenger RNA, 4362 nt
Organism: Closterium sp. Yama58-4
Lineage: Eukaryota; Viridiplantae; Streptophyta; Zygnematophyceae; Desmidiales; Closteriaceae
Source: the annotation of a GenBank genome assembly